AUGGAUAUCUUUCCAAGACCUAGUGGAGAAAUUCAAAGAAAAAACCCACAGCAGGAUUUCGAGCUUAUUCAACGAGUUGGGAGCGGCACAUAUGGAGACGUAUACAAGGUAUUUUUUUAAGCUACCAUCAAACUGAAUAAACAGUCUGAAUCAGAUUUGGGUGUUCUGAAUUUAGAUCUUUAUCUAACCAAAACAAGCACACACACCUGUUGGGAGGCACUAGAUCCUUGUGCUUGAGUGAUUCUAUCCCCUAGCUAAUUCCUAUUGAAAUCUGGCCAGAGUUACUGACGUGAAAGUUGUCAAGGUUGGAUUUCACUCCCCUAGGCCCGUAGUUCAAUUCUCUCUCAAUGUGUUUCGCUUUUAUAUCCAAGAUUGUUAGUGAAGUUCUGCGAUGGUGUAUGUUGUAUAGCCUACUGAGCACCUUGAUGCAAAGCACAGAACCUUUGCUGUUGUCGGUGUGCCAGCGGUGUUACAGGGGCAUUUUGAGUUUUUGAAUGGAAACUGAAGUGAAUGCUCAUCUACAUGGCAUGUUAAUGCAGCCUGAAGUCAAUAGGAAACGUAUACCUAUAUACGUUAUCAAGCUCUUAGUUAUCCAUUUUCGUAAAUUCACUUUUGCCUGUUUUGAAGGGAGCUGUCUUGUGAAGUUUUGUUGAGGCUUUAUUUAGAGUGGUGAGUCACCUACCACAAAGGAUUUCAUUUACUCGUGCUGAGUCUAGCAUCUGCCCACCAUAUCACUCCACUGCCUUGGGUUCCACAUACAGUAGUAUGCAGUAGGUUACCACAGGGAUCAUCAACUAGUUUCAGCCACGGGCCAAUUUUUUUCUUGAGCGAAUAGUCGAGGUGCCGGAACAUAAUUAUAAUAAAUAAUUUGUAUACUGCAAAUUGACCGCAAGAAGCCCAAACAGAAAUAAUGUUUGAUUAAAACAUAGUAAUUUCAAACCUUGCUUACAUUUGUAUAUGAUCACGUGUCUCUCUAUUAUGCGUGGGAAUACUUGGGAACAGAUUUCUUAAAUUAAAAUCACUUGGAGCUGAUUUCCUUUUUUUUUUUUUUUUUUUUUUAAGUCUUUUAUGUCCAACAAUGAAAAUUCCACACAAAAAUUGUCUCCAACUUUUUUAUUUAGAAUACUUGGGGGGCCAAAUAAAACCAGUUGAGGAACCCUGGUCGGCUUCAGAUUCAGUCAUAAUGAUGUAGCGACGACAUUGUGGAUAAAAAUUCUAGGUCUACACCUGUUUUUAUAUCAUCAAGUAGCUACACAGAUGGAUUGAGCCAAUAUCCUUUCAUAUGUUUUGAAUAAUAAUAAUAAUAAUAAUAUGCCAUUUAGCAGACGCUUUUAUCCAAAGCGACUGACAGUCAUGCGUGCAUACAUUUUUGUGUAUGGGUGGUCCCGGGGAUCGAACCCACUACCCUGGCGUUACAAGCGCCGUGCUCUACCAGCUGAGCUACAGAGGUUGUCAGAACAUUGCCAAGCAGUUCCACGUACUUCAUGUACAGUCAGAACCAGAAUCCUUCUACGAUAGCGAUGAUACACAGUACCCUGCUUAUAACUGGGAAGGAGGAAUGAAAUGGCUUUCUGAUGUUAUUCGCUGCCAAAAAAACAGAUCUUUGUCAGGUCAUUUUUCAUAGUAACCCUGUGUUGUAUUUAGUUCCCCAGUAUGGACCACCAGACUAUUUAUUAUAGGAUGCAUCUGUAACCCUGUAGUAACCCAUGGUUAUCUCCCAAAUGGCACCAUAUUCCCUAUAUAGUGCACUAUUUUUGACCAGAGCCCUAUGUGCCCUGGUCUAAAGUAGUGCACUAUAUAGGGAAUAGGGUGCCAUUUGGGAAAUACCCCAUGUAAUAAAGCAUUGUACUGCAACCCCCCCCCCACCUCUGUUAUUCUUUGAUGGAACAUGUGGUUAAAGUAGAAGUUAGAUGGAUUGGUAGGGAAAGCUAGGAACGAUCCAACUCCAGUUUCCCAUUUUCCUGGCAGAGUUAUGAGGAGAGAGAGAGAGAGAGAGAGAGGAGUGUGUAUUUACUCAACAAAGGGACAAUUUGUUUGAAUUCAUUUGGAUUUGAGCCUAACAAACUAGACAUUUCCCUGUCUGUUCCCAUGUUGAAAAUCAGGAUUGUGCAGACAGUUGCAUACGUUUUUGUUUACCUAUUUGUAAUGGAUGACUAGGCUACCAAUUAGCUCCAGUGUGAGAUAGUUGAAGCAGCCAGUCUGUCAAGCCUUCGCCUCACAAAGCAAUCCGUGGCAGGCCAGUCCCAGCCCAGACACAGGGACAGCCGAGGCAGGCCAGUCCCAGCCCAGACACAGGGACAGCCGAGGCAGGCCAGUCCCAGCCCAGACACAGGGCCACCCCAGCCGGACAGCCGAGGCAGGCCACUGGUGGAAUGCAGUGCCUGGUAUUUUCCCCGGGAGAGAGCCAUGAACAUGCAAUGCCCAGGGUUGAGCCCCGACUGGCACACUAUUCCCUAUUUAGUGCUGUGCCCUGGUCUAAAGUAGUGCCCUAAAUAGGGAAUAGUGUGCUAUUUUUUGAUAUGCAGCCCAGGACUACGGCAGGCAGAGUGAAAUACGAUCAGGUCCUUGUCUAAACGUGCCAAGAAUGGGAGUGUUCUUUGCCUCACUGACAGCGGAAAUACAUCAGAUUUUAAAAGUCCUCCACUAAACAAUGACUUUGGUCUGCUGUAGUGCACAGAUGGGUUGGAGAUAUUUGUGCAACUGAGAGGACCAGGAAGUAAACCCAUAGGGGUUGAGUUUGAUUGGUUGUUUUGUUACUCGGCUCGUCUGUCUCUUUUGAUGAACAGUUUUGACGUGUUUCAUCCAGGGAUGGAAAUUAAGCUAGCCCAUAUCAGACCAGGUUUGUAGAAAAUGUACCCAACUAGCCCGCCAGAUUAGUUAGAGGUAGUUUCGCGAGCCAAUGCUAACUAGCAUUAGCGCAAUGACUGGAAGUCUAUGGGUAUCUGCUAGCAUGAACCCCUUGAAACAGUUCACAUGUAUUAAUGCCGAAAUCUAGUGACGUUAUAGUUCGUUUUGGUGUUCGGCAAGUUUUUUUUUUUUUCCCGGCCGUUCGUGCGCACAUUCUUUUUCUUGAAUCAAGUCGAAAUUCGGUAGCUGACGUCUACGCCCCUUCGUCGGUGAUUGGUCAACUGUAGGGGUGGGAACUAUGGACGGGAUUCUUCAACGAAGUGUUCUCUGCCAUCCACGAGGGAGAGUGUAGCAGCAGCUAGGCCCUUCUGAAUGCAGUGCACUACUAGUUUUCAUGCACAUUCUUUCACUUUAAGUUUCUACACCAAACAACUUAGCUAGAUUGCGCAACUAAGACCUAUUCUGCAUAAAACGUCAAUAUUUUUUAUUUAUCUUCAAUUCAUUAUCAAUAUUUUGAGGAAGUGUUACUGGCUAAUAGUGGCUAUGAAGUUGCUACGGUGUCUCGAGGGACAAACGACAAUAAAAUUGCUUCUUUUACUUCAAGUUUUUCAAGCGAAGGUCUUUUAGGGAGUGUACGAGCCCAGAUGUUCGCUUCGCCUAGCCGAGUUCUUCUAGGAGCAAACCGAACCUAUGUACGCGGACGCCAUUAGGAGACAUACCCUAGCCUAGCGUCUUAGGAGACAGACCCUAGCCUAGCGUCUUAGGAGACAGAUCCUAGCCUAGCGUCUUAGGAGACAGACCCUAGCCUAGCGUCUUAGGAGACAGACCCUAGCCUAGCGUCUUAGGAGACAGACCCAAGCCUAGCGUCUUAGGAGACAGACCCAAGCCUAGCGUCUUAGGAGACAGACCCUAGCCUAGCGUCUUAGGAGACAGACCCAGGCCUAGCGUCUUAGGAGACAGACCCAGGCCUAGCGUCUUAGGAGACUGACCCAGGCCUAGCGUCUUAGGAGACAGACCCAGGCCUAGCGUCUUAGGAGACAGACCCAGGCCUAGCGUCUUAGGAGACAGACCCAGGCCUAGCGUCUUAGGAGACUGACCCAGGCCUAGCGUCUUAGGAGACUGACCCAGGCCUAGCGUCUUAGGAGACUGACCCUAGCCUAGCGUCUUAGGAGACAGACCCUAGCCUAGCGUCUUAGGAGACAGACCCUAGCCUAGCGUCUUAGGAGACAGACCCUAGCCUAGCGUCUUAGGAGACAGACCCUAGCCUAGCGUCUUGAGAUGGAUUUGAGGCUGGUGGCAAUCUACUUCCUCCGGCCCAGAUGGAAACACUGAAUCGUGACCUAAUGCUGGACUGUCUGGUGGUGUCUCUCUCUGGUUUGGCCAGUAUGAAGAACCUCAGCCCCAAUGAACUGAACUAACUAGUGACUAAUGGAUAGGGAUAAACAGUAACACCAUUUUAUCAGUUUGAAUUCUGCCCCCCCAAUAUAGGCCUAUCUGAUAACAGGGGUUUCAUGAUAUUAUGCAAUUAUUUUACACUCCCCAACAAUGACUGGCUCCCCGGUCCCCACUCUUUUAUUCUCUUUCAGGCUCGAAACAUCCAAACGGGAGAGCUUGCCGCUGUCAAGAUUAUUAAACUGGAACCAGGUGAGUUAGAUCUAACUAUACAAUACCUCUCUACUUACUGUGUGCAUGAAAAUGACUCAAUUUGAGUGGUAAUUAACUAUAAAGGAUUAAAAGAUACUCAAAUAUAAAAAUUAUUUAAGAACAUUUAUUUGUGGUUUACAGGAUAUCCACCAAAAAACUACAGUGCAUUCGGAAAGAAUUCAGACCCCUUGACUUUUUCCACAUUUGUUACGUUACAGCCUUAUUCUAAAAUUUAUUAAAUUGUUUCCCCCCCCCCCCCUCAUCAAUCUACACACAAUACCCCAUAAUGACAAAGCAAAAACAUCUUUCCCUCGAUCCUGACAAGUUUCCCAGUCCCUGCCGCUGAAAAACAUCCCCACAGCAUGAUGCUGCCACCACCAUCCUUCACCGAAGGGAUGGUGCCAGGCUUCCUCCAGACGUGACGCUUGGCAUUCAGGCCAAAGAGUUCAAUCUUGGUUUCAUCAGACCAGAGAAUCUUGUUUCUCAUGGUCCGAGAGUCCUUUAGGUGCCUUUUGGAAAACUCCAAGCGAGCUGUCAUGUGCCUUUUACUGAGGAGUGGCUUCCGUCUGGCCACUCUACCAUAAAGGCCUGAUUGGUGGAGUGCUGCAGAGAUGGUUGUCCUUCUGGAAGGUUCUCCCAUCUCCACAGAGGAACUUUGGAGCUCUGUCAGAGGGACCAUUAGGUUCUUGGUCACCUCCAAGGCCCUUCUCCCCCGAUUGCUCAGUUUGGCCGGGCGGCCAGCUCUAGGAAGAGUCUUGGUGGUUCCAAACUUCUUCCAUUUAAGAAUGAUGGAGGCCACUGUGUUCUUGGGGACCUUCAAUGCUGAAUACAUUUGUUUGGUACCCUUCCCCAGAUCUGUGCCUCGACACAAUCCUGAAUCGGAGCUCUACGGACAAUUCCUUCGACCUCAUGGCUUGGUUUUUGCUCUGACAUGCACUGUCAACUGAGGGACCUUUAUAUAGACAGGUGUGUGUCUUUCCAAAUCAUGUCCAAUCAAUUGAACUUACCACAGGUGGAAUCCUAUCAAGUUGUAGAAACAUCUAAAGGAUGAUCAGUGGAAACAGGAUGCACCUGAGCUCAAUUUGGAGUCUCAUAGCAAAGUGUCUGAAUACUUAUGUAAAUAAGGUAUUUCUGGUUUUUAUUUGCAAAAAAUUUCUAAAAACAAUUUUUCGCUUUGUCAUUAUGGGGUAUUGUGUGUAGAUUGCUGAGGAAAUGUUUUAUUUAAUCCAUUUUAGAAUAAGGCUGUAACGUAACAAAAUGUGGAAAAAGUCAAGGAAACUGGGUAUCCUGCACCAUUCCCAGAACCUUGUGGGAAGGUUGUAUGCAAAAUAUCCAUAGGACAACCAGGCUCUCACCAAACUCAUAGAAAGAUAUGGUUCUCAGAACGUUAUGUGCUAGCUGGGUUUUGCCACUUGCCAAAUAUGUAUUUAUCGUGCGGGUUCAGGGCACAGAUUAACAUCUCAAGGAUGAUCAAUAGAAACAGGAUGCACCUGAGCUCAAUUUCGAGUUUCAUUGCAACAGGUUUGAAUGCUAAUGUAAAUAAGCUAUUUCAGUUUGUUUUAUGUAUUUUUUUAUUUAUUUAGAAACAUUUGUAAAACCUGUUUUCACUUUGUCAUUAUGGGAUAUUCUGUAGAUUGAGGAAGAUUUUUAUUUAUUUAAUCCAUUUUAGAUUAAGGCUGUAACAUAACAAAAUGUGGACAUUUCCGAAUGCACUGAAUGUGACCCAAAUGGCACCCUUUCCCCUUCUAUAGUCCACUACUUUUGACCAGGCCACAUGGGGCUCUAGUCAAAGGUAGGGAAUAGGGUGCCAUUUGGGACUCAGUGAUGCUUAUGUGAUCCAGAUUAGGAGGAUUACCACCAGAGGGGCUUUGUGCCUCCAGCCUGCCACCCAGACAAACACCAGCUGAUUAACUAACCUACUGUCAUUGAAGACAAGCAGGUUCAUACUGGGUGGUUCCCCCGAGCCUGGUCCCACAUCUGUUUGUGCCGUCUUGGUGUGCCUUGGUGUGACAUUGACCAUAGGAGUUGGCAAGACAGCACAAACUGAUCUGGGACCAGGCUAAGUGUUUUUUCCCCCAUCAUCAUACAACUGUUGAUGACGGGUCUCUCUUGAAGAAGAGUCUUUCCUUAGACCAACCUAUAUAGAUAAAGGUUGCAUUUUAAAUGAGGCACUUGUGUUGUGGGGAUGGCUUCUCUGCAUCUUGUGAGAUGUUAAAUACAUGUUAACUCAGGCUUAGUGGUUGAACACAUAGUAAAAAAUCCCUGUUGCUCAAAACCAUAGAGUUGAUCUGUCUUUUAAUAACUGAAACAUAAAUCCUUUACUCUUACAUUUUACAUUUUAGUCAUUUAGCUCUUAUCCAGAGCGACUUACAGUUAAGUGAGUGCAUACAUUUUUCAUACUGGCUCCCCCGUGGGAAUCGAACCCACAACCCUGGCGUUGAAAGCGCCAUGCUCUACCAACUGAGCUACACGGGGGGGCCUCUUCUGUUCCCUUCCGUGACUAAAUGUCACAGAGAUCCUUAGAGAGGAUGCAUCCCAAAUGGCUGCCUAUUCCUUAAAUAGUAUACUACUUUUGACCAGGGCCCUGGCCAUAGGAUAUAGUGUAGUACAACGAGGCCAUUCCAGUGUGUUGUCUUGUGGUGUGGAAACAUCAGGUUUACUAGAAGUCACGUGAAGAAGCAGCUGCACAGUAGCGGAAGCUUUUACGUGGUGCCUCGUUCAAAGUAGAAGAAGCACUCGCAUAUCUGAGUCGGUUUGUUGCGGGUGGGUAUAAUUUGCUAUCUUUAAAAAAAAAAAAAAAAAAAAACCUUGCACAGUGCUCUUGCUAGUAUCACUUCAGUUUACUGUAUCUCAUGUGAUGCCUUGGAAGACUCAUAAGAACAUAGACCUAAAAGUGGAAGCUUUUACGUGGUCCAUUAGGAGACCAAGAGAGGUUCUCAACCUAGGGUACUAGUAACACCCCCACCACAUUGCCUAUAUUCCCAGGGGAUACUUUGGAACACUCAUCAGAACAUGAACCUAAUGUCUAAUCAGUUGCACUUUGGGGCAUGGGGUUAUGGUAAAGGCUAAGAAACGUGUCAACACAGGCCAAGACAUCUUGUUUUAACAUGAUUCAGUUGUCUUAUUCCUGUCCUCCAUCUUGUCAGUCAGAGCGUCAGUCAGUCAGUCAGUCGGGUAAACACCUGUACACCUGUGACCAGGUGCGAUGGAACAGGUUUGUCCAGGUGGAGUGACGGUGCUGGUAAGACAGGCCAGGCAGGGACAGGGAAAGAGAGGGAAGGAGAAACCGGGAGGGAGGGAGGCAGGCAUUGAGGGAGGGAGUGGGAGCUGCUUGGGAGUGGACUGGUUCUCAGGCAGGCACACACACACACACACACACACACACACACACACACACACACACAGGCCCUUCUCAAAGGCUUUGCGAACAGUCACCUUGUACUGUAGAUGUGGCAUGUAGUGUGUACCAGGACCAAAGAAAUCUCUACCUUGUGGUCCCUUUUGUAAUGACUCAGUAUUACCAGAAUGAUAUUCAAUGUCUCAAUGCCCAUUUACUUUAAUACCACCGUGGGCAUUGGAAUGUUUGUAGAGAGUGAGUUGACUAGAGCCCAACCAAUAUGUUUUUUUUUUUUGGGGGUCCUAUUCAGAUUUUUGGGAGGGACAAAACUUACCGAUUUAUACUGUUUCACAGUGGGGAAAUUAAAAAGUGUAAUUUCUCAUAGAAUUGCCAUCCAAAAGCGCAAUUGUCCAAGAAAUAUGCUUAGAAUGUUUUCUUACAUUGUGACCAUAAUGACAUAUCACGAGAAUGUCAGUAACUGAGGGGAUCUUAUGUUCAGAUCAGAAUGAGAUUCCCUUUCUUCAUCCUUUUUAUCGGUGGAAUGGCCGACGAUAACGGUGAACAGAUAAAUCAGUUGGGCUCUAGAGUUGACUGGUGACCUUUUUAUUGUGAUAACAUCUUGGAAUUACGACCAUGUUUGAUAUCACUGUCUGAUGUCAGUCAACCUAUACUGCCUUUCCAGACCAAACUGCUUCAACUUCAUCUGAAGCCGACUAGAGACUUUCAAUCUCCCAUCAUUUCAAUGGUUUGUUUUACUUUUUAAUGUGCUUGGAGAUUCUUUGAAAAGUGCUAUAAAAGUUAAAUGAGUUAUUAUUAUUAGUGUUCCUCAAUUUCACGUCUUUUGCUACGCUGACUAGAAGUGUGAACAACAUGUCUCAUACUCUUAAAACGCCCUGUGGUUGGUGUGGAGGCGGAGCUGGUGUCUGCGUCCCUAAACGCCCUGUGGUUGGUGCGGAGGUGGAGCUGGUGUCUGUGUCCCUAUAAGCCUGUGUUGUGUGAGGUGGAACGGGUCCUGUCCACUAUAAGCCCUGGUAGUCUGUAGCCUUAUAAUCCCUGUGGUUGCAGUGGGAGGUUGAAUGCUGGUGUUGUGUCAUAAGCCCUGUGGGUUGGCGAGGUGGAGCUGGUGUACUGUGUCUAUAACCUGUGGUUGGUGUGGAGUGGAAUGUGUCUGUGUACCACAUAGCCCGUUCUUUAACGCCUGUGGUUGGUGUGGAGGGGUGGAAUGGUCCUGUGUCCCUAUGCUGUGGUUGGUGCGGAGGUGGAACUGGUUCCGUCCCUAUAGCCUGGUGGUUGGUGCGGAGGUGGACCCUGGUGUCUGUGGUCUGUAAGCCGUGGUGGGACUGGCUUGCUGUGGUGGCCUUGAAGCCUUGUUGGUUGAAGCUGUGGUUGCGUCCUAUAGUCCGUGUUAGUGCGGGGUGGUGUGUCUGCGUCCCUAUAAGCCCUGUGUCUGUGUCCCUAUGCCCUGGUGGUUGUGUGAGGCUAGUGCCUGGGGUCCUAUAAGCCUGGUGUCUGUGUCCCUAUAAGCCUUGGUUGGUGCGGAGGUGGAACUGGUGUCUGCGUCCCUAAGCCCUGUGGUUGGCGGAGGUGGACUGGUGUCUGCUGUCCCUAAAGCCCUGUGGUUGGUCCCUAUAGCCUGUGGUUGUGCGGAUGCGGUGGUGUGCUGCGUCCAUAAGCUGGGUUGGUGCGGGUGUGAACUGGUGUGGGCUGCGUCUAGUCUGGUCUGGUGCGAGGUGGAACUGGUGUCUGUGUCCCUAUAAGCCCUGGUGUCUGUCUAUAGCUGUGGUUGGUGGAGUGGCAGAGGUGGGUCCCAUAGCCUGUGUGGUGCGUCAGGUUGACGGUGGGUCUGGUCCUAGUCCUAGUGCUUGUGCGGUGGUGGAUUGGUGUCUGGGGUCCCUAUAGCCUGGUGUCUGCGUCCCUAUAGUCCUGUGGUUGGUGUGGAGGUGGGAGCUAGUGGUUGUCGGUGUCAGAGCCUGUGUUGGUUAGCUGGAGGUGGAACGGGGUGUGUCUGCGUCCCUAUAAGCCUUGGGUUGGUGGUGGAACUGGUGUCUGUGUCCCUAUAAGCCCUGGGUUGUUGCGUCCCUAUAAGCCCUGUGGGUGGGGGUGGAGGUGGUGUCUGCGUCCCUAUAAGCCCUGUGGUUGGUGCGGUGGUGGAACUGGUGUUCGGUCCCUUAAUCCUGUGGUUGGUGCGAGGUGGAACUGGUGUCUGGUCCCUAUAAGCCCUGGGGUUGGUCCCGAUACGGUCCUGCUGCUUGGUUGGUGUGGAGCUGGUGUCUGUGUCCCUAUAAGCCCUGUGGUUGGUGCGGAGGUGGAGCUGGUGUCUGCGUCCCUAUAAGCCUGUGGUUGGUGGGGUGGUGGUAACUGUGUCUGUGUCGUUAGCCUGGUGUCUGGUCCCUAUAAGCCCUGUGGUUGGUGGGGUGUGGUAUAGCCUGUUGGCUGUGCACUAAGCCUGGUUGGUUAGGCGGUGGUGUGGGUGGUGUGUCCCUAUAAGCCCGUGUUGGUGGGAGGUGGAACUGGUGUCGUGUCCCUUAAGUCCCGUGGUGUGCGUGCUAAAGCUUGUUGGUGCGUAGUGUGGAUUGGUGUGCUGUGGCCGUAUAUAGCCCUGUGUCUGGGUGGGGUGGAACUGGUGUCUGCGUCCCUAUAAGCCCUGUGGUUGGUGCGGAGGUGGAGCUGGUGUCUGUGUCCCUAUAAGCCCUGUGGUUGGUGGUGGAGCUGGUGUCUGCGUCCCUAUAAGCCCUGUGGUUGGUGGGAGGUGGAGCUGGUGUCUGUGUCCCUAUAAGCCCUGUGGUUGGUAUGGAGGUGGUGUGGGUCCUAUAGCCCUGUGUGUGGUUGGGUGGAACUGGUGCUGCCCUAUAAGCCUGUGGUUGGUGGGAGGUGGAGCUGGUGUCUGCACCCUAUAAGCCCUGUGGUUGGUGGAGGUGGAGCUGGUUCUGCGUCCCUAUAAGCCCUGGUGGUUGGUGCCAAGGUGGAACUUGGUGUCUGGUGUCCAAAGGCCCUGGUGUCUGUGUCCCUAUAGUGUGGUUGGUGGUGGAGGUGGGCUUGUCCUGUGGUCCUAUAGCCUGGUGUCGUCCCUAUAAGCCCUGUGGUUGGUGGGGUGGAGUGGUGACUGGUGUCUGCGUGUCUUGUGUGGUUGGUGGUGGAGCUGGUGUCUGCGUCCCUAUAAGCCCUGUGGUUGGUGCGGAGGGGAAUGGGUGUCUUGUGUCCUUAGCCCUGGUGGUCUGUGUCCAUAGCCCUGUAUUAGGCGGGUGGUACGAGGUCUGCAUCCUUAGCCUGUGGUUUAGCGUGGUGGAGCGGUGUCUGUGUCCUAUAAGCCCUGGUGUCUGUGUCCCUAUAAGCCUGUGGUUGGUUCGGGAGUGGUGAUGGUUGUACCGUCCCUAUAGCCUGGUGGUGGGGGAGGUGUCUGGUCUACCUGUGUCCCUAUAGCCGGGUUGGUGGGCUGACUUACUGCGUUCUGAAGCCUGUGGUGGGUCGGGUUGGAACUGUUCUGUGUCCGUAUAGAGCCUGGUGUCUGUGUCCCUAUAAGCCCUGUAGUUGGUGUGGAGGUGGAACUGGUGUCUGCAUCCCUAUAAGCCCUGUGGGUGGUGGAGGUGGAGCUGGUUCUGGUCCCUAUAAGCCCUGGUGUCUGGGUGGUCCCUUAAGCCCUGUGGUUGGUUCGAGGUGGACGGAGCUGGUGUCUGCUCCCUAUAAGCCCUGUGGUUGGUGGAGUGGUGUCUGCUGUCCCUAUAAGCCCUGUGGUUGGUGUGGAGGUGGAUGGUGUCGUCCCUAUAAGUCCUGUGGUUGGUGGUGGAGGUGGUGUCUGUCCCUAUAAGCCCUGUGGGUGGUGGGGGUGAGCUGGUGUCUGAUGUCCCUAUAAGGGCUGGGUGGGUGGAGUUGGUCGUCUGCCCUUGGUGGUGUGUGGAGUGGUCUGCGUCCCUAUAAGCCCUGUUGGUGGUGCGGAAUGGUGUGUGUCCCUAUAAGCCCUGUGGUUGGUGUGGAGGUGGAACUGGUGUCUGCGUCCCUAUAGCCCUGUGGUUGGUGUGGAGGUGGUGUCUGCGUCCCUAUAAGCCCUGUGGUUGGUGCGGAGGUGGAACUGGUGUCUGCGUCCCUAUAAGCCCUGUGGUUGGUGCGGAGGUGGAACUGGUGUCUGCGUCCCUAUAAGCCCUGUGGUUGGUAUGGAGGGUUGACGGUCGUCUGCGCCUAUAAGCCCUGUGGUUGGGGGAGUGGUGUCUGUGUCCCUAUAAGCCCUGUGGUGGUGGGAGGUGGCUGGUGUCUGCGUCCCUAUAGAGCCUGUGGUUGGUCUAUAGGUGUAGCUGGUGUUGGUCAGUGAAGCCUGUGGUUGGUGCCGGAGGUAGGUCUGUGGUCUAAGCCCUGGAUGGUGGUGCGGGGUGGUAACUGGUGUGCGUCUAUGACUGUGGUCGUGCGGUGGUGCCUGGUCCUAUAAGGCCUGGUGGUUGGUCUAGGUGGUGUUGGUCUUAAGCCUGUGGUUGCGUUAAGCGUGGAUUGUGUGGUGACUGGUGUCCCUAUAAGCCCUGUGGUUGGUGCGGAGCUGGUGUCUGAGUCCUACCCUAAUAUAGCACACUACUUUUGACCAGAGCGCCCAUGGGGAAUAAAGUGCAGUUUGAGACGCACCACUGGUUUCUCAAUCUCCGAGGGAAGCGCUCAUUCUGACAGGAAGUGGCCUAGCUUUGAGGCUUCCAGCAACAUGAGAACAUUGUGGGUCGCUCUCUGUGUGGAUCGCUCUUUGUGUCUGCGUCUCACUGCCCCCCUAUUCUCUAUAGUGCACUACUUUUGACCAGUGCCUUAUGGGUAAUAGUUGCUAUAUUAGGGAGUAGGGUGCCAUAUGGAAUGCUGACCUUGGUGGACUCUUCGGCGCCUCAAUAACUCGCUGAAAUGGUCCUCUUGCUGAAAUGUUUGUGGUUCCCUGGCCUGUUGUUUGCUGCAUAUCUGAAAUGGCAGCGUCAACAGGUCGUCUCUGCACUGUUAAAACAAGACAUUUUACAGUUGGGCUAACCAUGUCAGCUUGACCCCUUCUCUUCUGGGCAAUAAGAAAGGCUCUUGUAUUGACAUAAGGCUCUCACAUCUCUGUAGGCCCAUGGACUCACCUCUACAAAUUAAGCAUUCUCAGAAGUGCUUUAUAUGAAUGGCACUAUUACAGGAUCCUAUUUCUAGCAGUUAUGUAUGAGGUUACUGGUUUCUUUAGAAUUCCUCAGUUACUGCCAGUAAAAACACUGAACUGUGAAGCCCCUCUUGUCUUGAGGAUGGAGCAGUGUAGUACAGAUCUGUCUGUCUGUCUGUCUGUCUGUCUGUCUGUCUGUUUGUCUAGUAGUAGAGACAAGUAGGAAGAGAUUGGUCUGUCUGUCUAGUGUCAGUGGAGACGUGAAGUACAGUACCGCUAAGAGGAUUUAA
Molecule: messenger RNA, 13210 nt
Organism: Coregonus sp. 'balchen'
Lineage: Eukaryota; Metazoa; Chordata; Actinopteri; Salmoniformes; Salmonidae
Source: the annotation of a GenBank genome assembly